Molecule: messenger RNA, 1277 nt
Organism: Pyrgilauda ruficollis (rufous-necked snowfinch)
Lineage: Eukaryota; Metazoa; Chordata; Aves; Passeriformes; Passeridae
Product: fibulin-2-like
Exons: 2
Coding region: 48-575 (175 amino acids)
Source: RefSeq, a predicted model, not a curated record
AGGAAUUUCAUGCCAGGACUGACUCUGAAAAAAGGCUGGCCAAAGAAAUGGAGAAGACAAAGAGAAUCAUGGCCCUCCCCGGCGCCCUCCGCCUGUGGCUCGCCUGCCUCCUGCUCCGCAGCGCAUCCCCCAAACCCAGCUGCGACCCCCGCGCCUGCCCGCCGUGCCCCGAGGGUGACCCGCAGGGGACAGCCACCCCCUCUGCCUCCUCCUGCUGUCCCCCGUGCCCCCUUUCCUGCGCCUGCCCGCCCUACCUGGAGAGCGACUGCGAGAUGCAAGGCUUCGCCGGCGGCCGCGUCCCCGCCGGCCGCUCCUUCCACAUCGACUUCGCCCGCACGCUGUGCCGCUGCGGGCCCGGCGGGGCCAUCGCCUGCGCCCCGCUCUGCCCGCGGCCCCCGCCCGCCUGCCGAGCCCUGGGCAGCCCGGUGGCCGACGGAUGUCCCCAGUGUGUCUGCUACGACCAGGAGGGAAUGGCAGUGCCCGCGGGCAGCGCCGCCCGGCGCGGGUCCCGCCUGUGCCGCUGCCCGGCCCUGGGAGGGGAGAUGGAGUGCGGAGAGCCGGGCACCGAGCAGUGAUGCUCUGCUGGCUGCUGGCUCCUCUCCGGCUGCAGAAAGCGUCCUGGGCUUCGGGGCAUCCCCCUGAGAGGCUUUGAGAGGAAUGAUGGAUUCUGUCUUUACAAGCUGUGGGUCUUCUGGUGGGUAAAACUAGCACUGAGAGAUAAAGAACGGGAAGGAUUCCACUUGUUUGGAUUCCUGAAUGGAAAAAGAUAUUUUGCUUUUACUAAUAAGCUUUAGGUGGGCUGAUAAAUUAAAUUGGAUGUUGAAAGGUGAAAGAAACAAUGGGCGGAAACUCUAAGUUCCGUAAGAAUUAAACAUUAAAAGGGAGGGUUAUGCAUUAGAGGGGAAUCUCUGGUAUCAGGUGUUUUGGGAAGUCUGUGCCUCUCAAGUACCUCAGCCAAUGGGGAAAGAGAGAAGGGAAAUGUGGCUGGGAAAUUGGGAUAAAAAGGGAGGCUGCAUCCUCCAAGAAUGUGAGAGACGCCAGGGGAAUGCCCCAUGGCCUCUCCCUUUAUUCAAAUAAAGUAAAAGGACUCCUCUGUCUGCUUUUUGUACCCUUUGAACAGCUUCAGAGGGUCCCUGAGGACUUGGGGGUUGCUCCCCUCUGGAGAGGGGGGAUGCCACGUUCUCCAUCAUUGGUGGGCCAGGGCAAAGUGUCUGCAGGGGGUGAGCUUGCUUGCUUGUGAGGUUUGUGCCACAGGUACAACUGCUGCUAGCAUGUAA